CCGACUGACUCGGCAAAGGGGACAGUGACCUCAUGAAUUGAAAGCUCACUCUCUCUCUCUCGGUCGACCGAUCGAGAUGGCGGGGAGGCGAGGCGCACAGAUCCUUCCCUACUCCAAGCUCAAAUCGAAGCCGAACAAGCGAAGAAGGAACAGGCUGAGUGAUCUGCUUCUGACCAACGUCUUCUCGCUCGGGCUUUUCAUUUCCCUCAUCUUCUUUCUUGGUGUGGUCGUUAAAUAUGGAAUACCGAAUCCCCUCUCCUCGAAAUCUGGAAAUUCUUCCUACCCGUCUCCUUACAGAACCAAAAGACUGUUCUCUUGGAGACCAUUCUCCUCGAAUCACACUAAUUCGCCCGUGGACAUCACCACGAAGGGUCUCUAUGACAAGAUUGAGUUUCUCGAUGUGGAUGGAGGGCCAUGGAAGCAAGGGUGGGUGGUUAAGUAUAAGGGAGACGAAUGGGAUCGCGAAACAUUGAAGAUCUUCGUCGUGCCACACUCGCAUAAUGAUCCCGGCUGGAAGCUAACAGUGGAAGAAUACUAUCUGCAACAGUCUCGCCAUAUUUUGGAUACCAUUGUGGAGACUCUCUCAAAGGAUACUCGGCGAAAAUUCAUAUGGGAAGAGAUGUCAUACCUGCAGCGGUGGUGGAGGGAUGCUUCCGACUCAAAGAAACAAGAUCUUAUCAGUUUAGUAAAGAAUGGGCAGUUGGAGAUCGUUGGAGGUGGAUGGGUGAUGAAUGAUGAGGCGAACUCACACUACUUUGCUAUUAUAGAGCAGAUGAUGGAAGGGAAUACGUGGUUAGCAGAUAAUAUUGGGGCUGUUCCAAGGAAUGCUUGGGCUAUUGAUCCAUUUGGUUAUUCUGCUACAAUGGCAUAUCUGCUUCGCCGUAUGGGUUUUGAGAACAUGCUUAUCCAAAGGACUCACUAUGAGUUAAAAAAGGAACUUGCACUUCAUGAGAAUCUUGAGUUUUUGUGGCGGCAGGGGUGGGAUGUGGAGGGAACAGCUGAUAUAUUUGUUCAUAUGAUGCCUUUUUAUUCUUAUGAUAUCCCACAUACUUGUGGACCAGAACCAGCCAUCUGUUGUCAGUUUGAUUUUGCUCGUAUGCGUGGUUUCAGCUACGAGUCCUGUCCAUGGGGCCAACAUCCAGUUGAGACCAACCCAAGCAAUGUUCAUGAAAGAGCCUUGAAGUUGUUAGAUCAGUACAGGAAAAAGUCUACUCUUUACAGAACAAAUACCCUUCUUGUACCCCUUGGUGAUGAUUUCAGAUAUGCGAGUACAGAUGAAGCAGAAUCUCAGUUUAGUAACUACCAAAUGCUAUUUGACUAUAUCAAUUCUAAUCCAUCUCUCAAUGCUGAGGCGAAAUUUGGCACACUAGAAGAUUACUUUCAAACUCUGCGUGCUGAGGCAGAAAGGAUAAAUUUUUCUCUGCCCGGUGAGAUAGGUUCCAGUGUCCUUGAAGGUUUCCCUUCUUUGUCAGGAGACUUUUUUACCUAUGCUGACAGGCAGAAGGAUUAUUGGAGUGGAUAUUAUGUUUCAAGGCCAUUUUUCAAGGCUGUUGAUCGUGUAUUAGAGGAAACCCUGCGGGCAUCUGAAAUUAUGUUUUCUUUGGUCCUGGGUUACUGUUACAGAGCACCUUGUGCUAAGUAUCCCAUCAGUUUUUCUGACAAGCUGACAGCUGCGAGGAGGAAUUUAGCACUUUUUCAGCACCAUGAUGGUGUAACAGGAACUGCAAAAGAUCAUGUGGUGGAAGACUAUGGACUUCGAAUGCAUACUUCUUUACAUGACCUGCAUAUAUUCAUGGCAAAAUCAGUUGAACUAUUGCUAAAUGUAAAUCAUGACAAAGCAGAUCAUAGUCAGUUGUCUCAGUUUGAGACAGAGCAGGUGCGGUCAAAGUACAAUGUUCAGCCCAUACACCGUGUCAUCGAAGUGCCUGAUGGAAGUCUGGAGACAGUUGUGUUUUUCAAUCCUCUUGAGCAAACAAGAGAAGAAAUUGUAAUGGUGGUUGUAACAAGGCCAGAUAUAUGUGUACUGUCGUCAAAUUGGACCUCUUUAAGAAGUCAGAUUGCUCCUGAGUUGCACCAUCAAGAGGAUGAUUUAUUCACUGGGAGGCAUCGUGUUUUCUGGAAAGCUUCUGUUCCGCCAUUGGGUCUACAAACCUAUUAUAUUGUCAAUGGGUAUGUGGGAUGCGAGAAACCAAAACAUUCAAAAAUGAAAUUGCUUGGUGGCUCAAAACCUUUGUCUUGCCCUGCUCCUUACACAUGUUCAAAGCUUGUGAAGGGUGUCAUAGAGAUUCAGAAUCACUUGCAUACACUUACGUUUGAUGCCAAGCAUGGCCUUUUGCAGAAGGUUUCCAAUCAUAAAGACAGUAAUGUAAGGGUUGUUGCGGAAGAAAUUGGAAUGUAUUCUAGCAUGGGAAGCGGCGCAUAUCUCUUCAAGCCUACUGGUGAGGCUCAACCAAUUGUGCAGGCAGGUGGAAGGAUUGUAAUUUCAGAUGGUCCUUUUAUGCAGGAAGUAUAUUCUUACCCCAAGGUGUCAUCGGGCAAAACUCCUAUUUCACAUAGUACUCGUGUUUAUCAUGGAGAGGAUACUGUUCAGGGUUUUCUGAUAGAGAAGGAAUAUCAUGUUGAGCUUCUUGGUCCCGACUUCAAUGACAGGGAACUGAUAGCUAGAUUUAAGACAGAUAUUGAAAAUAAAAGAAUUUUCUAUUCAGAUUUGAACGGUUUCCAGAUGAGCCGAAGGGAAACCUAUGAUAAGAUCCCACUGCAGGGCAAUUACUAUCCAAUGCCGUCACUUGCGUUCUUACAGAACAUUAAGGGACAUCGCUUUUCUGUCCAUUCUCGCCAGUCCCUGGGUGUGGCCAGCCUUAGAAAUGGCUGGCUUGAGAUUAUGCUGGACAGACGACUAACACGUGAUGAUGAUAGAGGUCUUGGUCAAGGUGUCAUGGAUAACCGCCCUAUGAAUGUUCUGUUCCACCUUUUGAUAGAAUCCAAUAUUUCUGCUUCCACAAAUACUAAAAUGGAGGGUUCGGCAGCCCUGAACCCAUCCUUGCUCUCUCACCGUGUUGGUGCUCACCUGAAUUAUCCAAUGCACGCAUUUGUGAGCAAGAAAACAGAAGAAAUUUCGGUUCAGUUACCUCCAAAAAUUUUCUCUCCAUUAAUGUCUCCCUUGCCAUGUGACGUCCAUAUUGUGCAAUUUAAGGUCCCUCGUCCAUCAAGAUUCAUGAGUGGGUCACUUGAAGAUCUAAGGUUCUUACUUAUUCUGCAGAGGAGGGGUUGGGAUGCAUCUUAUUGCAAGAGGGGAGGAUUUGGAUGUUCAACACUAAUAGAUGGCAUGUUUGAUCUCUUCUCGGUUUUUAAAGAUCUUGAGAUCCUCGAAGCAAAAGCAACUUCUCUCAAUACAUUGCAUGAUGACACUGAGAAUGUAGGGAACAUUGAGGAAUUACAGAGAAAGCAACUGCAGGAAAUAUCUGGUGAGGGACAAGUGAUGCUCUAUCCGAUGGAGCUGCAUGCAUACAAAUUGGGUAUAAGGCCAAAGCAGUAAGAUUAAAUGAAAAUGCUUUUUGUAGUUCAGCGGGAUUCAGCCUUGCCAGUCACCAUUAGAAGCUUGUUUAGGUAUGCCAUUUUGAUGUUCAAAUUUCUUCUUCGCAAGCGAAGAAUUUUAUGGUGCAGUGUGCAAUACACUUGUGAACUGAGAUGUAUAUCUUGAUGAGAGAAAGAAGCCAACAAAGUGGAAUGUUACAGGCUCGCCUAUUGGGGAAAAUGUCACAGGUUCGCCUAUUGAAAAAAACAAGAACGUCAUAGGUUAGCAGUACCGUCUGGUGAAGCAAUUUAGCAGGUUCAAAUCUUAUAGUUAUCAAACCUGUUGUCGAUAUUCUUGAUCAAUAUUUACAGCACACGGAUGGUUCCAUGGAGCAGUAUGAAAAUAAUCCACUAUGCGAAGCGUUGUUCUUGCUUCGGCUGUGUAACAACUGCUGUUCUACUUAGAACAUUCUGAGGAAUUUUGUCUAUCAAAUCUUCUUAACCACAGUUUAAACCAA
Nymphaea colorata (pocket water lily) is the source of this 4031-nucleotide messenger RNA. Its product is annotated as alpha-mannosidase 2-like. The transcript has 4 exons. Gene Ontology annotation, cellular component: Golgi membrane. Gene Ontology annotation, biological process: mannose metabolic process; N-glycan processing; protein deglycosylation. The coding region runs from base 77 to 3535 and encodes 1152 amino acids. The record is from RefSeq and is a predicted model, not a curated record. Gene Ontology annotation, molecular function: alpha-mannosidase activity; carbohydrate binding. Lineage: Eukaryota; Viridiplantae; Streptophyta; Magnoliopsida; Nymphaeales; Nymphaeaceae.